AUGAUGACCAAAACGGUCGAAGUUUUUUGGUGGAACUGAAAGUUUUAGAAUGAACGAAUGCGCUCCGUUGAUAGGCAAGGACGAAAACACGUUUUAAAGGAAAUUCUCAACGACAAAUAAUUGCUGCGACUUCUUUGACAUGUGUUUUAAUCAUCGGCCCUACUAGAAUUGAAUAUAAAUUUCAGCUUCCCAUCCCCCCUCCAGACCCACCCAAGCCACCCAUAGCCAAGAAACCGCCCACUCCCACAAGCAUAACGUCCGCCAAAUCCACCAAGUCGAGUCAAAGCGCCAACAAACGCACACAGAUCAUCCCCACCACCUCAAAGAGCAACUCCAUCGACCAGAAAAGAGUCGCCAGAACAACAACCCCGGCAACUAUCCCGAAACGUAAUUCCGCGGCCAUCAGAGAACGGGCAUUUGGACCGAGGGCGUCGUUGAACGGGAAGGAGCGGCAGAGAACGGCCUCGACCCCAUCGAAACCGACCGUCAAUAUGGUCUUGAAUAACAACAGCGAGAGUUACAAUGUAAGUUGCGGAUUCAAAGAACUUGGGUCAAGGAUGUGAAGCAAGGGGUUUACUGUAGAUCAAAGUUCUUUGGAGUGAGGUUAAACAUAAUUAUGGGCAAAUAUGUCCAAUGAAAGCUCACGAAUUGGAAUGACAAGUCCUUGAUAUAUUUUCCUCGUCGAUUACAGUUCUCCCUGUUACUGAAUUUGUUUCAGAUGUGGCUAGAAAGGAAGCUUGAAACAGACCGCAAGAAACGAAUGGAAGAAAGGGAGCGACAGAAGGCGGAGGAAGAGGUAAGCACUUCACAUUAUACAUGGCAACGUCGUGGACGACCCCGUUUUAAACCCCUUGCACGAAUACGUACAUCCACGGCCGGGGGCGGCGAUACGAAAAUAUUUAUUUACCCUGGAGGUGUUGUCGAUCUUUCUCCCCGUCGGAGAAGGUCAUUGGAAGGUUGGAGAUACUACUGUAUCGCUUGGAGUUUCGAAUAUCAAAGCGGUCGAUUUUACUCGGAGCAGACGGGUUUUUAAACAGUUGAAGACGUGAUCACCCCGACGAAAACUUCUUAUGUGACAUAUGGAGAUGACAGUGAACUUUAAAGGCGAUAAAAAUAGCAAAAGUUCAAUCACCGCUGAGCAGGUCCGUAGGCGGGCAAAGUUAUUUCAACCCGUUGUAUGGUCGAGAUGAACUUUGUUUAAUUCAUUCGAUAAAUAAGUUAUUAGUUGCCACAGGGCGAAACUCUGAGGCGUUCUACAAAACGAUCAGCUAAUGAAUUACUAUUUAAUGAUUAGAAUUUUGAAAGGCCAUUGUUAGAUCAUCCUAAGACUUUGUGGUUGGUAUGUUGCUUUUUUGGUAUGCAGUUUUAGUCAAAAAGUAAAGGCUGGUGUAAGAUUACAAGACUCCCUUACGAUUAUUUUUAAAAUCAAGCAUUUCUGCAGGGGAGAAAGUUCAAAUUAUCCAAAAAAUUUUAAAGUAGAUCUCUCCGGGUAACCCAUCAAUAGAUGAAAGUUUUACCUCGUGCUUUGCAAGCUCACCUUAGAUUUAUUACCCUGUGAAUUCGGAGUGUAAAGUGCCCCACGUUUCUUCAAAGUCAGCACUUUUGCACUCUGAGAACUUCCUCUUUAAAAUCUUGAAUCAUCAAGAUCAACAUAGGAGGUUAUUUGUAGUACUCGAGUGCAUACAUUAAAAGCUACAGAUCUGCAUUACAACCGUCCUUGAUGGACUUUUGAUUCAGCCCCGAGGGUCCACGCCCUUACCGACAGAAUGGAAGAGACUAGAAAGCAGAAGCUCGUGUCAUCAAGAAUCGAAAAGAAUAAGUUGUAAACAGUAAACACAAAAGUGUUAGGACUCUGGAUGUUUUUGUAGGCAAUUGUGGCUGAACUCACAUCAUCUGCGGUGUGGCAGAAGGGUGUCGCGACACUUGCGGGCAACCACUUUGCGGACACCCGACUUUUUUGAUUAGAAUUGUGAUUUCCCUCCCAUAACCUACGUAGUACGAUAGAAAUUUUACAUUGGCAACUCCCUGGCACUGAUAAGACCACAAAUCUACUAAAUUCAUCCACUACUUUCAAAGUUAUGGGAGUUUGUUUUCAAAAAAAGGAAAAAAUGCCUGGAUAAGGUUAUGAUAGCUAUUCAAGCCACGUAUACACCUGGAAACGUAAUCCGCAACAUCAAAUUGUCAAGACCAUCGUUUGAAUAUCCAGUUGUAUUUAGAAAAUUUUGGCUGAUUUCGAAACAUGCCCUCAAAAUCUCCGUGGUUUUUCAAGCUGUCCGCAAGUGUGGGCCCGCCGGCAUAAUGCGCUAAUUUUUUCACUGUAGUUAAGUUUGCGGAGCAGGUUGCUUAACAAGAGUUAUUUGGCAAAAUCCGCAAAAAACCCAAAAGAGUAUGGCCUACAUGGGAUUUUCUCUGACUGACCCUCCUGAAUUCCCAUUGUCUCUCGUCUUCCAAGAUUAAAAAGGCUGCAUUUGCAAGACACGAGCUAAAACUUUUAGGGAUUGGUGAGUUUCCUGGGUAGAUAGUCUUUGCAAAAUUUUAGAAAGAUCCGAACGUCCCAGUUUGAGAAAUUCUUGAUUUAAAGACUGAUCUUUUGGUCGAAAAAACCUCGUGUUAUUUUAAGGCGACCCUUCAAAUUUUUGAUUUAAAAUAACAACUAAAGCAAGUCCAAAACAACGUACCAACUACUCUAUCUGCUAUGACAUGAUGUCCUUUCAAAAUUCGAAGUAUUGAGUAUAAUAUAAAUUCAUUGCCGAUCUCUGGUCGAAGCCGCGCAUUUCCCAUCCCCAAAACACAUGUUUUUGAUAACUUGAACCCGUCGAAAACAAGUCGUUGACCAAUUUUAGUAAGUCACUCGCCAAUCAUCGCAAUUUAUAACCGUCGCAACGCGCGCUGUAAUCCGACCCUAAGGCGCUGAUGGAGAGGUUUUCGCAAUUUUUUACGGCCUCGCCCCGCCGUUGAUGUACGUAUCUGCAUGGAGUAUGUGUUUUUCCAGCGGAAGAAAGAGCAACAGGACAAUGCGGAAAGGGCGUUCCGUCGAUGGCAGGAGGAGAAUCAGCGACGUCUCCACGAAGAGAGACAGCGGAAAGAGCGCGAGAAACGAGAGGCGGAAGAGAAACGGGAGGCCGAGCAAAAGGAACGCCGCCGGAACGCCGAAAAGGUUGGGCUUUCGAAACAUACGGUAGACGAAUUCAAAGUUGCAAUAACGCGAAAUGACAAGUCACAUGUGAUUUGUUGUCGGGCGCCCAGAAAAGGCGCAGGAAAUCGGGUUAAAGCCCCCGAAAAUACGUACAGAGUGCUCGGCGAAAUGAAGGGCUCCGCUUGUCAUCGUCAACAAGCGGAUCCAAAAACACAAGACACGAGUGUAGGGAGAAGAGUUGAUAAGUGGGUUACUGUAAUUCGAAGAAGAUUAGGGGGUUUAACAGAUAGCUUUUAUCGUGUUGUCGCUUCGCUGAUAAUUCAGGUAGACAAAGGCUGAAAACUAUUUUUAUUUUAAAAUUUUUUAAAGAAAUUGUAUAUUUUUCAUCUCUGCGGGAGCUUAUAAUUGACUGGAAUGACGCUUUUUACAGACCGAAUAUAGAUUGGCCCGUGAGGAGACUUGUUUUCCAUCUUGUACUGGGUAAAUAGGACUUUGAUGACUAUUUUUUUUGAUUGUUGAAUCCCGGCAUCCCCUUAGCCUCGCAAAACUAUAGUUUACUCUUUGAUUUCCCUCUUUUAUAUACGUAUCACCACUUAGAAAUCUAAGCCUACAGAUUUGCAAAUCCUCAUAGAUGAGUAUCUUUGCUCAAUUUUUCUCGGGAUUUCCAAGUUUACCGAGUUUUUUUUUUCAUGAUCUUAUCGAAACACAUGAUCCUUUGAAUGUCUUUUCAUGAAACUUUCGAAUCAGAAUCAGCGAAACUUUUGCGUUUUUCAACGGCCAAAAUGUGUUAAAAAUGCGAGAGGUUGCGUUUCCAACACAGAAUCGAAACUACAGGACAAACGUUUCGAUUGGAGUCUGAUAAGACGAUAAACACGAGGCGUUUACAGGGCAAAUGAUCAGCAGGGACGAUCAAAGUCCAAGGAAAUUUUUUAAAAUAUAGGAGCAAAUUCGGAAGAAACCUUCCGUAAAAGUCGCAAAGAAUUGUUUUUGGGACAGUCUUUGAAGUCAAUUAUAGCUGUCAAAUUUAUAGCCAAAGAGUUGAACUGGCUUCUAAAUAUAUUGGGUGACUAGCCAAAUGAUUAUAACAGUAGUCCAGCGGCUCAGAUCGUUAGCCAUAGACUUGGAAUGCUAGCCAAAGGCGGGACGAGGCCUCGUGGUUGUUUAGCUGACAUUCCAACCACUCUAACUGGUCUUUUAAGCAGGUUGGACACUGUUAUAAGUGUUUGGUCGACGCCAUAUGGUUGAUGCUGCAACCAUUUGGACAGUUAUUCUAUAUACAGUGCGCGACAAAAUUAUAACCGCACUUUAGAAAUUGCUGUAACUUUUUUGGUUGUCAAUAGAAAUGUGUCAUAUUUUGCUCCAAUAUGCACUAGUGUCUCACGAUUCAUGUGCCAAAAAAUUAUUCCGGGAAAUUUCCCCAAUUUGGAAAAAAAAUUGAAAAAACCAAAAUUUUGAUGAUUUUCUAUGCGACAAAAUUAUAACCGCACUUACGAAUUUGGUGAAUUAGCCUAAUUAAAUCAACGAAUAACAAUAACUAAUGUUUGGUUACGUUGCCUGAGGCUUCAAUAACGUCGAUUGAAUAGCCGGGAAUAUUCUGGGCAAAGUUUUUUUAGCCUCUUCUGGCCAAUAUUGUGCCAGAAUCGGAAAAGUGCCUAUUUUAGCUCAGGUAGGCCAUUCGGACAGAGUUUGCCAGCAACUAACUGAGUAACCCAGAAUCCUAUAACACAUCUAAACGUUCUGGGAAAAAGGUGCGCCACUGCAGCAGAGCAAGGGCUGAUAUAUCCGCCGAGUUUCCAACUCCAAUAUCCCUUGUUCUCAUAUAAGCUAAGAAAUAGGCCUCAGGCGGGAACAGCAGUAAAGCUAUGCUGGAGGUUGUAAGACACAGCUACGUCAUCACUGGGCGCCGUAUGAAGUUGUGGCCUCAGCUGGCCGGGUCCACGGCAGAGCGCGGCCGAGAUUUGCCAAGGUGACAUUGGAAAAAUAGGUUGAAUAGUUAAAGGUUAGUUUAACAUCAUUACAGUGCCGAAAUCCUUGAAGAUUUUAUGGCCAAAUGAUGUACCUGACCGCUUCACACAUGACCCACAUUACAGACGUGAAAUCAGAAGAGAAACGCAUUAUUUCCCGCGCCGUAACGUUUUAGGUGGCUUGCUGAUAAUCUUUCGGCGCAUUCGAAGAACCGAAGUGCUUCCGUUGGAGGCCAUAUCAACUCAAAUAAGUAUCCUUGAGUAAUAGGGAGUCUUAGGCAAGCAUCGGGUAACGUAUUGGCAACCAGACUACACGUAAAUGCAGGGCAGGGCUCGCGUAUACCUUAGCUGGUCGACAAAGCUGUUUCUUAAACGACAAGGAAUUGCUAUCCCGGACGAGCCCAUGCGUUCCUUGGAUUCAAAUCCGACAGAGAACAUGUGGGGCUUCCUGGUUUGUUAACUACACCACGAUAACAAGCAUUAUGCUACAGUAACUGAGCUAAAAUAGGCACUUUUCCGAUUCUGGCACAAUAUUGGCCAGAAGAGGCUAAAAAACUUUGCCCAGAAUAUUCCCGGCUAUUCAAUCGACGUUAUUGAAGCCUCAGGCAACGUAACUAAACAUUAGUUAUUGUUAUUCAUUGAUUUAAUUAGGCUAAUUCACCAAAUUCGUAAGUGCGGUUAUAAUUUUGUCGCAUAGAAAAUCAUCAAAAUUUUGGUUUUUUCAAUUUUUUUCCAAAUUGGGGAAAUUUCCCGAAAUAAUUUUUUGGCACAUGAUUCGUGAGACACUAGUGCAUAUUGGAGCCAAAUAUGGCACAUUUCUAUUGACAACCAAAAAAGUUACAGCAAUUCCUAAAGUGCGGUUAUAAUUUUGUCGCGCACUGUAUUUAGGGGCUAGUGCAAGCUUUUGAAAUUUUGAGGAGCGCAACAAUUGAUGGCUGCUAUUGCAACCUGCUACAUAAAUUUUUGGCGGUCUUGCAGCCUUUGGCUAGUAUUUUUGUUGCUAACAUCAAUUCCAAACUCUAAGCCAAGCAAAUAACCUAUUUGUGUAUAAUGACUUUUCAAAUUUGCCUAUUAUCCGCAAAAAUUCUAGCAUUUUUAUAUUACAGUAUCCAUAGCUCUUUAAAAAUCUAACACUGAUAUCUUCAGACUUUCGAGACCUGGAAGAAACGUCAGGAAGAGAAACUUCGCGAAGAGAGGAUUCGAAAACGUGAGGAGCAACGACAACGUGCUCAAAGUGCACAAGAAGAGAAGCGCCGACAACGUUCCGAGAAUCAGAAGGUAUAUCAAAAAUGGGUUGAACAGUCGUUGCAACGACAGCGUGAGAUCAAACAGAUGAAUCUGGAGAAGGAACUGGCCCUGAGGAAGCAAGAGGAGGAGGAAAGGGCCUUCAAAGAGGCCCUUUCCAACGAGGCCUAUCAACUUUGGCUCGAGAUGAAGGUACGGAAUGAAUUUUGAUGAAGAAAAAAGGUUCUGCAAACGGCGCAGGGCCCCCUUAAAAUACGAAAAAUUACUGUCAUGCACUGUGCUUUGACCAGUAAUCUGAAUGUUUACGGGGAGCUGGGAAUGCGGUUAUCCCGCGAGCACAAAAGGACAUUACUUUAGACAGUUGAGAUACGUUUCGUUUGAAAUUGUUUUGUCGAGUGAUUGCAUUACGGUCACGAACAUCUGAUCACAUUAGCUGAAUCGGCGUUGAUGAUUGAAUAACGUGGUGAUUUGGGGAAGCGAUUUUUUCAUGACUAUAGUAAUUGAAGAGUUUAAAAGUCAUGGCCUACAAAAUUGUGAUUUAGAUUACAACUUUUGCGAAAAAAAUCGUAAAUGUGGUAAUUGCUUUGGCAUUGCAUUAACAAGUGGUGUCAUACAAAAAUUUAGAGGAUUUUGGGAUACUGUAACAUUCAUUUUGUAUGAUUUUUUAACCAAAAUUUUCCGAAAAAUUGCAAAAAAUACCUUAUUUUAUAGCUGAAAAAACAACGAAAAGUACCUUUUUUAGGUCAAAAAUUCUAUAAAAUACCUUCAAACGCUAAGAAAAUUGUCGUAGCACCCUCUCGAAGCUAUGUAUUAACAUUUUCAGAAAAAAGAAAAAACCUUUUCCCAGUCCUUGGCCUACAAAAUCCUCGAUUUUGACAACGAGGCCAAGAAGAGAUGGCCAACACCGUGGAUUCCGACUGGAAAUACAGUACCCCGAAGGUUUGUUGGGACCGGAAAUCGUCGACGAACCAUUGAGAAGCCCCUAAAUAUCGUUCAACAACGCGCCAAAUCCGUUUAUUAA
This is a messenger RNA of Bursaphelenchus xylophilus (pine wood nematode), 7366 nucleotides long. NCBI's taxonomy places the organism in Eukaryota, Metazoa, Nematoda, Chromadorea, Rhabditida, Aphelenchoididae. The record is from the annotation of a GenBank genome assembly.